GACAAACACAACAUUGUUGCAUUGUCGGUUUCCACACAAGAAGAAGAAGAAGACGCUUGAGCGAGCCUGUUGCUCAGUUUAUAUUCCUGCUAGCUAUUUAUCUGCGAACAUGCCGUAUGCUAACCAGCCCACCGUGAAAAUCACCGAACUUUCUGAUGAAAAUGUCAAGUUUGUCAUCGAGAACACGGACUUGGCGGUUGCAAACUCUAUUAGACGUGUCUUCAUGUCAGAAGUACCCACGAUAGCGAUGGACUGGAUCCAGAUAGAUGCCAACUCAUCAGUUUUACAUGAUGAGUUCAUCGCUCACAGAGUUGGUCUCAUCCCUCUCACCAGCGACGACAUUGUGGAGAAAAUGCAAUACUCCCGGGACUGUACCUGCGAUGAAUUCUGUCCUGAGUGUUCUGUCGAGCUCACACUGGAUGUUCGCUGCACUGAUGAGAAGACACGCAACGUCACCUCACGUGACCUGCUGUCCAACAACCACAGAGUCAUCCCAGUGACUUCCAGAAGUCGAGAAAAUGAUCCCAGUGACGACGCUGAAAGAAACGAGAUCUUGCUGGUAAAGCUUCGCAAAGGUCAGGAGCUGCGACUGCGAGCAUACGCCAAGAAAGGCUUUGGUAAGGAACACGCCAAGUGGAACCCCACGGCGGGAGUGGCUUUCGAGUACGACCCAGACAACGCACUGAGGCACACGGUCUUCCCUCGCCCAGAGGAAUGGCCCAAGAGUGAAUAUUCUGAAAUUGAGGAAGAUGAAAUCCAGGCUCCUUACGACCCAAAUGGAAAACCAGAAAGGUUCUUCUACAACGUGGAGUCUUGCGGAUCUCUGAGACCUGAAACCAUCGUCAUGUCGGCGCUGGCCAUCCUGAAGAAGAAGCUGAGCGACCUGCAGACUCAACUCAACCAUGAGAUCCAGAGCGAUGUGCUCACUAUCAACUGAAGAUUGUUUUUGAAUCAUGUGAAUCCUCUUUUCAUCAUUUUUUUUUUUUUUACAGAUUAUCAUGCAGCUCUUAAAUUUGUUUGUCACUUGAAAGAAAUUAAAAAGGCACAAAUUGUGA
Messenger RNA from Entelurus aequoreus (snake pipefish), 1055 nucleotides. RefSeq names its product RNA polymerase II subunit C (gene polr2c). Gene Ontology annotation, cellular component: RNA polymerase II, core complex. Gene Ontology annotation, biological process: DNA-templated transcription. The transcript has 9 exons. NCBI's taxonomy places the organism in Eukaryota, Metazoa, Chordata, Actinopteri, Syngnathiformes, Syngnathidae. The record is from RefSeq and is a predicted model, not a curated record. Bases 110 to 937 code for a protein of 275 amino acids. Gene Ontology annotation, molecular function: protein dimerization activity; DNA-directed RNA polymerase activity.